UUGCCUUUAAUGUGUGGCUCGAAAAGUAAAUCAUUUAAUUCGGCACAAAACAGACCUAUUAUAAAAUGGUUGUUACAUCAAACAACACAAAUGUGUGAACUUCAGAGGAUAUGCUAUGGAGAACCAUCUGGUGCACGAAGAACUCUAGGUGUAGAGGAAUCUCUUAAGUUAUCCAGAAAUGCUAAUAUCAAGACCCUUGUGGCCCAUUUGAAUGAUCUAGCUGAACAAUGUGCAAUUACUACUAAAACGGAACGUAAAAUAUUAGAAGAAGCAAUUAAGACAGUGUUGGUGACUAAAAAGAUAAAUCCAACUGCUCAUCCAGACUUUGCGAGGUCAUUUGGCAAAUGUGUAGAGCUAAUUUGGGGCUAUAAACAGCUUUGUGUAACAUGUGAGGAGCUUAGAAAAACGCCUUAUGAUACUGAAAAUCCUCAGCAUGAGUUGCUGUUGUUAAAAUUAUGGAACUCUUUAAUGCCUUAUGAGCCUUUAGAUGCUAGAGUUACAAAGCAGUGGCAAGAGAUUGGCUUUCAGGGUGAUGACCCAAAAACAGAUUUUCGUGGAAUGGGAAUUCUGGGAUUGGAAAAUUUGGUUUAUUUUGCACAAGAAUAUCCCAGCGCUGCAACACAUGUAUUAUCUCAUUCUACACACCCACGUUAUGGUUAUGCAUUCGCUAUAGUUGGUAUAAAUUUAACAAGCAUGGCUUUGCGUUUAUUGAAGGAUGGAACUGCCAAGACCCAUAUUUAUAAUUCCUCAAAAACUUUGCCAUCAAUUCGUGCCUUUCACCAAUUUUACUGUUACCUCUUCUAUGAAUUUGAUGGGUUCUGGAUAGAUUCUAAACCAAGUAAUAUGAUGGAAUUCUCAUCUAUACAAGAAAAAUUUGAAAAUAGUAUCAGAAUGGCAUUAGCUGACCCAUCUAUAGUCUUUAGGAUAAAUAUAUCAAUCGACAAUGUUUAAUAGACAUGCAAUAUUUUCUGUCGAUAAGACCAAAAAUAUCAC
Dufourea novaeangliae is the source of this 993-nucleotide messenger RNA. RefSeq names its product ELMO domain-containing protein 2. Gene Ontology annotation, molecular function: GTPase activator activity. The record is from RefSeq and is a predicted model, not a curated record. NCBI's taxonomy places the organism in Eukaryota, Metazoa, Arthropoda, Insecta, Hymenoptera, Halictidae. Bases 10 to 951 code for a protein of 313 amino acids. The transcript has 2 exons.